Molecule: messenger RNA, 1281 nt
Organism: Impatiens glandulifera
Lineage: Eukaryota; Viridiplantae; Streptophyta; Magnoliopsida; Ericales; Balsaminaceae
Product: thiamine thiazole synthase 1, chloroplastic-like
Exons: 3
Coding region: 62-1129 (355 amino acids)
Biological process (GO): thiamine biosynthetic process
Source: RefSeq, a predicted model, not a curated record
UCUUCCAUCUCUCACUGAAACAUCUUUCUUUCUUCGUCAGAGCUCACUUUUUUUUACAGAAAUGGCGACCAUGGCUACCACUCUCACAUCUUCUCUCUCCUCCAAGUCCAAGACUUCAUCUUUCUUGGAAUCAUCCUUCCAUGGCAUCGCAGUUUCUACCCCCACCCGCGUUUCCCACCCCGUCAGAUCUUCUUUCUCUGUAUCCAUGUCUGCUUCCUCUCAAGCUUACGAUCUGAACUCAUUCAAAUUCGAACCCAUCAAGGAAUCGAUCGUAUCCCGUGAGAUGACCAGACGUUACAUGACCGACAUGAUCACCUACGCCGACACUGAUGUCGUCGUUGUCGGCGCCGGAUCUGCCGGUCUCUCAUGCGCUUACGAGCUCAGCAAGAACCCAUCUGUUCAGGUAGCCAUAAUUGAGCAAUCUGUGAGUCCGGGAGGAGGCGCGUGGUUGGGAGGACAGCUGUUCUCGGCCAUGAUUGUCCGCAAACCGGCUCAGGCUUUCUUAGACGAGAUCGGUGUUGAGUACGAUGAGCAGGACAACUAUGUCGUGAUCAAGCACGCGGCUCUGUUUACUUCGACCAUCAUGAGCAAGCUCUUGGCUAGGCCAAACGUGAAGCUGUUCAACGCGGUGGCGGCGGAGGACUUGAUCGUGAAAGGAGGAAGAGUUGGAGGGGUGGUGACGAAUUGGGCUCUAGUCUCGAUGAACCACGACACACAGUCGUGUAUGGACCCGAACGUGAUGGAGGCGAAGGUGGUGGUCAGCUCGUGCGGGCAUGAUGGUCCGUUUGGAGCAACCGGUGUGAAGAGGUUGAAGAGCAUUGGAAUGAUUGACAGCGUUCCUGGAAUGAAGGCUCUUGACAUGAACACGGCGGAGGAUGCCAUUGUUAGGCUGACUAGGGAGAUCGUGCCUGGGAUGAUUGUAACUGGAAUGGAGGUCGCUGAAAUCGAUGGAUCUCCAAGAAUGGGGCCUACAUUCGGGGCGAUGAUGAUUUCAGGGCAGAAGGCGGCUCAUUUGGCUUUGAGGGCGCUUGGACUGCCAAACGCCUUGGAUGAUGCUUCGUAUGCAGGAAGUUUCCGACCGGAAUUGAUGCUCGCAUCCUCUGAGGUGACUGAAGUUGCAGAAGCUUAGAGAUGAAGAUGAAGAAGAAGAGAUGGAGUGAAUUCCAUUUUCAUGCAAAACCCCCCUCCCUUGUUUAAUAAAGUAGUGGAGAUUUGUGGUUUCUUGUUGGGUUCUAGACGUUUUGGCAAUAUGAAUUAUGGUUAUGCUAUUUACUUUCUCAA